GUGAACUAGCUACAACUAAACAUGGCGACGACGGUGUUAAGACUUCGGAGAUCGCUCCGAUUAUGUGGUGUGCAGGCUGUUAGAUCAACAUGUCAGCCUGCAGAAUGUAAGAGAAGCAUUUACACCACUGCACCGAAGCUGAAAAACCUCUACUGGAAUGACAAGUAUAAUGAAGGAGAAGAGGUUUUUGAGAAAAUACUCAUCGCAAACCGUGGAGAAAUAGCCUGUCGUGUGAUUCAUACAUGUAAGAGACUGGGAAUCAAAACUGUAGCAGUUCAUAGUGAGGCAGAUUCAUUGUCUCUUCACACCCGAUUGGCUGAUGAAGCCAUCUGUGUGGGCCCGCCUCCCACCAGCCAGAGUUAUCUCAACAUGGACGCCAUUCUCCGUGCUGUCAAAGAUACAGGAGCGCAAGCUGUGCAUCCAGGAUAUGGGUUCCUCUCAGAAAAUACAGUUUUUGCAGCAAAAUUGGCAGAAAUAGGAGUAGAAUUCAUUGGUCCUAGCAGUCACUCUAUUAAAGCCAUGGGAGACAAGAUAGAAAGUAAGAGAAUUGCCAGCAAAGCUAAGGUCAACAUGAUCCCAGGUCAUGAUGGAGUGGUGGAAGAUGGAGAACACUGUGUGAAACUGGCCAAUGAAAUUGGAUACCCUGUAAUGAUUAAGGCCUCAGCUGGUGGUGGUGGAAAGGGAAUGAGGAUAGCUUGGAAUGACAAAGAAGCAAGAGAUGCCUACCGCUUGUCCAAACAGGAGGCAGCCUCCAGCUUUGGGGAUGACAGGAUGUUGAUUGAGAAAUACAUUGAUAAUCCAAGACAUAUUGAAAUGCAGGUUCUGUGUGAUAAACAUGGGAAUGCACUGUGGUUAAAUGAGAGAGAAUGCUCCAUUCAGAGGAGAAACCAGAAAGUGAUUGAAGAGGCCCCAAGCACAUUUGUAGACCCAGACAUGAGAAGGAGAAUGGGAGAGCAGGCUACUGCCCUGGCCAAGCAAGUCAAAUACUCCUCAGCUGGCACUGUGGAGUUUCUUGUGGAUUCACAGAAGAAUUUUUAUUUCCUUGAGAUGAACACUCGUCUUCAAGUAGAGCAUCCUAUCACAGAGUGUAUCACAGGGAUCGAUAUUGUUCACCAAAUGAUUCGCUCCGCCAAAG
Molecule: messenger RNA, 1135 nt
Organism: Saccostrea cuccullata (small rock oyster)
Lineage: Eukaryota; Metazoa; Mollusca; Bivalvia; Ostreida; Ostreidae
Product: propionyl-CoA carboxylase alpha chain, mitochondrial-like
Exons: 12
Cellular component (GO): mitochondrion
Molecular function (GO): propionyl-CoA carboxylase activity; metal ion binding; ATP binding
Source: RefSeq, a predicted model, not a curated record